AUGUGGAGUAUCUAUCUAUCUAUCUAUCUAUCUAUCUAUCUAUCUAUCUAUCUAUCUAUCUAUCUAGCGCAAUCUCUUCAUUAUCUAUCUAUUUAUCUAUCUAUCUAUCUCUCUAUAUCAGUUUGUUCAUAUGAUUCUAUCUCACACUUUUCAUAUCCGUCUUUGCUCCCUUUAUUCUAUAUUUCCUUUCCUUCAUUUUUUUAUUCGUUAUAUUUCCGGUUAUUCGUAACUUUUCUUUCAAAUGAUUCAUUCUUCAAGGUCUUAUUCCUAAUAACUCUCUUUCAUUCUUUAUUAUAUUUUCCCUUUCCUUCAUUUUUUCAUUCAUUCUCUUUGCUUUUAUUCGUAACUUUUCCUUUAAAUGAUUCAUUCUUGAAUAUCUUUUUUCCUAAUAACUCUCUUUCAUUCUUUAUUCAGUUUUCCCUUUCUUUCAUUUUUUUAUUCGUCUUAUUCCUAAUAACUCUCUGUUAUUCUUUAUUCUAUUUUCUCUUUCUUUCAUUUUUUCAUUCGUUCUCUUUCUGGUUAUUCGUAACUUUUCCUUUAAAUGAUUCAUUCUUGCAUGUCUUAUUCCUAAUAACUCUCUUUCAUUCUUUAUUCUGUUUUCUCCUUCUUUCAUUUUUUUAUUCGUUCUCUUUCUCUUAUGCGUUUACUUUUCCUUUAAAUGAUUUAUUCUUGAAACACUUAUUCCUACAAUUUCUCUUUUCUUCUUUCUUCUCUUCCUCUUUUCUUUCUUUAUUUCCUGUUAUGUUUUUCUCUGACUUUCCAUUUCUUUUUUCAUUCAUUCUUCCAGCACUUCUUCCUGAUAUUUUCCUUCUUUUUCUUCUGUUUAUCUUUUUUUUUUCCUUUCAUCCAUUUCUGAAUUUCCUUCUUCUUAUUCUUUUUGUAUAA
Molecule: messenger RNA, 885 nt
Organism: Acanthosepion pharaonis
Lineage: Eukaryota; Metazoa; Mollusca; Cephalopoda; Sepiida; Sepiidae
Source: the annotation of a GenBank genome assembly